Messenger RNA from Aspergillus oryzae RIB40, 2127 nucleotides. RefSeq names its product crossover junction endodeoxyribonuclease. The transcript has 3 exons. Bases 1 to 2127 code for a protein of 708 amino acids. Lineage: Eukaryota; Fungi; Ascomycota; Eurotiomycetes; Eurotiales; Aspergillaceae. Gene Ontology annotation, molecular function: 5'-flap endonuclease activity; crossover junction DNA endonuclease activity. The record is from RefSeq and is a predicted model, not a curated record.
AUGGGUAUUCCCGGACUCAUCAAUGCAAUUGGGCCUGGAGAGCGCAUUUCCCUGUCAAAACUGGCAAUAACCCACCUAGAGCGAACAGCGAGGCCUAUUCGUGUUGCAGUGGACAUUUCAAUAUGGCUUUUCCAGGUGCAGGCAGGUCGCGGCGGCAAAAAUCCGGAGCUACGGACUUUGUUCUACAGGUUGCUGAAAUUUUUAGCCCUUCCUGUUCACCCCCUGUUUGUUUACGACGGGAAACACAAGCCGCCCUUUAAAAGAGGCAAAGCUACAGGGAGCACUUAUGGAAGCGCACCUAUAAUUGGACUUUCCAAGAUCUUGGUUGAUCUAUUCAGGUUUCCUCGUCACGAUGCGCCAGGGGAGGCCGAGGCUGAGUGCGCCCGACUGCAGAGGGCGGGUGUUGUCGACGCGGUUAUGAGCAAUGAUGUUGAUGCUCUCAUGUUUGGGUCAACGUUGACCAUUAUGAAUUUCUCCAAGGAAAGCGGAAGUGGCACGUCUGCUGCAACACACAUUACCUGUUAUGAAAUGGGAAAUUUUAACUCAUCUUCAUGCUCAAGGCUUGAUCGUGCUGGCAUGAUCUUAUUUGCUAUGUUAAGUGGAGGCGAUUACUUGCCAUCCGGAGUCCCGAAGUGUGGUAGCAAGCUCGCUGCAGAAAUUGCAAGAGCGGGCUUUGGCGAGGACCUUUUGGAAGUGCUCAACUCAGAAGAAACUGAGCUCAAUGUGAAGCUGAACGAAUGGAGAGAAAGGCUCCAGUAUGAGCUUGAAGCGAACGAAAGUGGUUAUUUUCAGACCAAACACAAAGCUGUUCGAAUUCCGGAAAGCUUCCCAGACAGGACAGUAUUGUCAUAUUAUGCCAAGCCUAUAGUAUCAGAUUCGAAGGAUCUGGAAGUUUUACAACGCCGUUUAGAGAAUGCCUGGGAUCAAGAAAUUGAUGCUUUGGAAUUAAGAAGAUUUGCUGCGGAUACUUUCGAGUGGAACUAUCGCUCUGGGGCAAGGAAGGUGAUAAGGUUACUCGCCGAACCUCUGGUUUCCUACCGACUUCGUCUCCGGAAGGACUUGACAGCGUUUCCUUUCAGGCUAUCUGAAAGCGAUGUGCCAAUGCUCCAGAAAGUUUAUAAGAGUAGGACGAGUUUCAGCACAGAUGGAUUAACAGAGCUGCAACUUGAUUUUGUCCCUAUUGAUAUUGUUGGCUUAGAUCUGCUCGCUGAGGAGCCCAAUCCACCACUUCCUCCGCAAGAAACGGCGGCUUCGGGCGAUGAGGAGGAUGCAGAAGCUAAUGCUGAGCCUGCUCCGCAGUCACCGGCUAAGAAACGUGUCACGAAGCGAUUUGAUCCUUAUUCCUCAGAGAAAAUUUGGGUGUUUGAAACGGUGGCUACAAUAGGAAUCCCAGAAGUUGUGCAAGCUUGGAAACAGGAAGAGUCUGAGAAGGCCUCUGCGCCUAAAAAACCAAGCAAUAGGAAAACAGGGCCAAAGAAGAAGGGACCGAUAGAUCCAGGCAUGAAGAGAGGAAGUAUCCUGAAAUAUGGCACUCUCACCAAAGAAAGGACUGAGAUUACGCAACUCAAACAGGCGCAGCUCUUUGAGGCAGCAAUAUCAUCGACGUCAACACCGAAGAAGCACAGUGCAUCGAAUGUGCAAGGGCCCCUGAGUGCUUCCAGAGACUUGUCUAGCCAUGGCCUGUAUUACCAACAGCAAACGACCGCUUUCGAUCGAAGCCAAGAUUUUGAUUAUUUAACUAAUAUGUUGUCUUUAUGCAAUAUAUCGCCCAAUGUGGGCAUCAAACGGCAUCCAGCGUCUACUCGGCCUCCUCUCAGAGGUCGGCGUGGGGCGGUUCUCUCGGGCGAUUCUGAGGUAGAGGCUUCGAAAGUUCCAGAUGCAGAUUCUUUGGACUGCUCUCUAUCUUCUGUAUCUCCGGGGAGAAUCCGUAUGAGCUAUUCCAAUGUUAGCUAUAAUGACCUGUCCACAACUGACAGUACGGAUUCUGCUCAACCUGUACGUGCGAAGUGCCGCAACAUGUCAAAACCCGAUCAAAGUAUAUCCAAAUCUCAGGGCUCUCAGGGAGUCCAGAAACUGGAGCAAGCUAUAACGAUCGCAUUCAUUAAAUAUUACCAUACCUCCUGCUAA